Molecule: messenger RNA, 1338 nt
Organism: Parascedosporium putredinis
Lineage: Eukaryota; Fungi; Ascomycota; Sordariomycetes; Microascales; Microascaceae
Source: the annotation of a GenBank genome assembly
AUGCGUCGCACUGACGGGGUCGCCAACUACGACCCAGACCUCCUCCCCUUACCGCCGAACCCGCUGGAAGGCGUGCUCCCCGUUGUGCCCUCCGAGCGCGACAUACCCGAUAAGCAGCCGCGAACGAAUGCGACGACCGCCGCCUCGGCCGCCUCGGUGCGCGCCAUCACGAGCCAAGCCAUCGCCUUUUACUUUCGCGCCCCGGCCAAGUCCUUUUUCCGUACGCGCGUCGACUACCUCGCCUACGCCCGCAGCGUCCACCAGACCCGCACCGAGCUGCUCCUCGCCUCCCGACUCGCGAGCGGCGGCGCGGCGGCUGCGGCCGCGGCCGCGGCCUCGUCGGCCACGUGGAGCGGCAAGGUCCGGGGCUGGCUGGGCGCCACGACGCCGGGCGUGCUCACCUCGGCGGUGAAGCACCACGGGUGGGGCGUGAUCCCCGAACAGGUCCUACCGCCCCUCGUGGCCAACGUGGGCGUCGCCGCCGUGCUGUACACGAGCUACCUGCAGAUCCUGGGCGCGCUGCACGAGGAGAGCGCCAAGAGCAGCAAGCGGGUCGUCGUCGCGGCCCCGCUCGACGCCAUCCAGGCCCGCUACGACCACCGGGACCUCCUCGCCUCGGGAAAGGACGGCGGCAAGCCCGCGAGCAUGUGGGCGUUCAGCGCGGCUAAGCUCCGCGAGAUUGGCGCCCGGGGCAUCUUUGCCGGGUGGGGGCUCACGUUCGUCAAGGACAGCUUCGGGUCCGCCGUCUUCUUUAGCGCGUUCGAGUACGUCAAGGCGCAGAGCUACUACAAGUUUGUGCGCUGGUACUACGAGGGCCUCGACGAGGACAUCAUCGAUACCCUUGCCCGUAAGCGGCCCCACGACGGCGACGGCGGCGGCGGCGGCCUGCGCAUCAUCAGGCCCCACUACGCCAUCGAGCCCCUCUUCCUGCUGCUCGCCGGCGUCGGCGCCUCCUUUGCCCAGCAAAUCGUCCUUCACCCGCUCAACCACAUCCAGAUCGAGCACUGGAACCACCUGGAGGACAUUGACGAGAAGGCGCAGCGGCUCCGCGGCCAGCCCAGGACGGGUUCCUUGCUGAGCAGGCUGCGCUCCCGCAUGUUUCGCAGCUACUACCGCGCGUACCAGGAGACGUGGGCGCAGUGCCGCGCCGAGGCCGCGGCCGAGGGGAGCAAGAGCGUUGGGCGCUGGCUGUACCGCGGGUUCUGGUGGAACACGAUCCGUCAGGUCCCUAGCACUAGCGCGGGGCUCAUCAUCUUUGAGCUGGUGAGGAAGAAAUAUGGCUUGACGAGGGAAGAGGUCAGGAUCACCAAAGACGGUUAUGAUAUUCUUCUUCCGUAG